AAGUGUCUUGGCAUUAAAUGUCACUUCCACUAAUAAGCAGUCGCAAAAUCAAUAAUAUUUUGAUAAUGCACUUCUUAUAAUUCGGUAAAAGGCAAAAAUUGCAUAAUGUGUUGAACGUUUAUACCUUUUUUUCAGUGAAUAUAAUCUUUUUAUUUUAUAACUCAUACAAGAACUGAGAUGUGUUGCAAUGCGAGCCGCCAGAACUGUUGCAUCGUUAUAGGAUUCCUGGCGAUUAUUGUAGGGUCCGCCGAUCUAGGAUACCGAACUCAUCUGAUAGUCACAUAUGGUGGGAAUCGUUGGCUAUUGGUGUCUGCGAUAGGCUGGUUAGUCAUAAUCAUGGCAGCAGUUUUACUGAUUGUAGGCGCAAUAAAGAAAAUCCCUACUCUUCUGGUUAUUUGGAUAAUAGUAGUACUGACUUGCGGAGUUAUUCAGAUUCUUGUAAGAAUUGUACUAUUCACUCCAGGCAAAAAAAUGUAUUCACAAGACGCGUACCAUAUUGUUGCUGGGGCCCUUAUAAUAAUUCUUAUACUCUUGGUAUUUUCUGCCGCGUACUACCCUUAUGCAUACAAACGUGAACUUGAAGAAGACGAAUACGAAUAAAUCAAAUUUUGAAAUCAAUAUGUCUUUCCUCAAACCACUUAUUAUUAUUAUACAUUUUAAAGCUCAGAUCUCUUGGGUCUUCUGCUUCAAGAACGGUGAGAUGUAUCUAUGGAAACCAAAGUGAUUUGGAAUUAAAUGUCAAAAUAUUCAGUUUAUACUAACAGCUGCUUAUAUGUAUAUACAUAUAUGCAUACAUAUAUAUAUAUAUUUAUUUUUCAAUUGCAAAAUUCAUAAUGGUGAAUAAUAAAAAUACUCCAUCGCAUUCGGUAGUUUUUGGAUUUUUAAAUUUUGGCUAUAUCAUCAAUUGAAC
This is a messenger RNA of Drosophila yakuba, 910 nucleotides long. RefSeq lists its product as uncharacterized. NCBI's taxonomy places the organism in Eukaryota, Metazoa, Arthropoda, Insecta, Diptera, Drosophilidae. The coding region runs from base 178 to 600 and encodes 140 amino acids. The transcript has 5 exons. The record is from RefSeq and is a predicted model, not a curated record.